AGAUGGCUACCGGAAGUAGACGUCACCAGUGCCAACUGCCAGCCAACUAGGCUCGAUCGAGCUGCGUUUUCAGUGAGAGGAAAAGCAUUUUUCACUGUCUUCGACGUUCACCCUUUACUCUUUUUCACAUUGGUGUCAUUCAUUACUUAGAGCAUAGUGUAAGUAGCACCAACUCUCGUAUACAAAUAUGUUUCUGUGGGACUGGUUUUCAGGAGUUUUAAGUUAUCUCGGGCUAUGGAAGAAAAGUGGCAAACUGCUGUUUCUUGGUUUGGAUAAUGCAGGCAAAACUACAUUGUUACACAUGCUGAAAGACGAUCGCCUAGCUCAACAUGUGCCUACAUUGCAUCCAACAUCCGAAGAGCUGUCUAUCGGCAAUAUGAGGUUCACCACUUUUGAUUUAGGAGGUCACACUCAAGCACGCAGAGUAUGGAAAGAUUAUUUUCCAGCGGUAGAUGCCAUAGUAUUUCUCGUAGAUGCAAGUGAUAGAUCUAGAUUAUCGGAAUCAAGAGCAGAGCUCGACGCAUUGUUGAGCGACGAACAACUCAGUGCUUGUCCAGUUCUUGUUUUGGGUAACAAGAUUGAUAGGCCAGAUGCAGCAUCAGAAGAUGAGCUUAGAAAUUUCUUUAAUCUUUAUGGUCAAACAACGGGCAAGGCAAAAAUCGCACGUAGUGAAAUACCCGGCCGUCCAUUGGAAUUAUUUAUGUGCUCGGUGUUAAAAAAGCAAGGUUACGGCGAGGGCUUCCGUUGGCUCGCUCAGUAUAUCGACUGAAUGCACAUAAUAAUCGAAACACUCUGAUUCCUAGCAGUUUAACUCAUUUCCCUUUCCUCUGUUUCAUUGUGGAUAACGGUAUUAAAACGAUAGGACAUUAUCCUCACACGUAUUGAACAGUGGGAAAGGAAUAUGUUUAAUACUACAAACUGCAGUAACAGAUCCAAGACAGUGCACAUAAGAAAAGACGAAUAUUCUUGGAAACUUAAAGUAACGAGCAAGCGCGAUAGGACUGAUUUCUUUGAUAUGAUAAUAUCGUAUGGUGACGUACAUUCUUAUUUUACGUUUGCAAGCAAUGUUUAGUUCCAUACAAAUUUCUUCAAUUAUCAUUCUCCAAUUAAUACUAGAUCUACGGACAUGCUGAACAUCAAUCUGAACAUUUUGAUAAAUAAAAGUAAUAAAGAUUCUAA
Molecule: messenger RNA, 1179 nt
Organism: Vespula pensylvanica (western yellowjacket)
Lineage: Eukaryota; Metazoa; Arthropoda; Insecta; Hymenoptera; Vespidae
Gene: Sar1
Product: GTP-binding protein SAR1b
Exons: 6
Coding region: 188-769 (193 amino acids)
Biological process (GO): intracellular protein transport; vesicle organization; membrane organization
Cellular component (GO): endoplasmic reticulum exit site; COPII vesicle coat
Molecular function (GO): GTP binding; GTPase activity
Source: RefSeq, a predicted model, not a curated record